Molecule: messenger RNA, 886 nt
Organism: Ictalurus punctatus (channel catfish)
Lineage: Eukaryota; Metazoa; Chordata; Actinopteri; Siluriformes; Ictaluridae
Gene: c8g
Product: complement component 8, gamma polypeptide
Exons: 7
Coding region: 129-779 (216 amino acids)
Biological process (GO): complement activation
Cellular component (GO): membrane attack complex
Source: RefSeq, a predicted model, not a curated record
GAAACAUACAAACACACACAGGCAAUAGCAAACAGGAAAGCCAAAUAUCAAACGUCCUAGAAGUGCUUGAAGUUCAGAGCUAGAGAGAACGCCUGUGUCUUUAUUGUGUUAUAAAUGAAAAGGUGAAUAUGUGCGCAGGUAUGGUGCGUAUGUGCGUGUAUUUGUCUCUGGUGUUGUUGUUGGGCUUUAGUCUCUGGGAACCAGCGGACGGAAGACGAACUCGAGCCAAGCCAAAACCAAAACCAAAACCAGAUAAAAAGCUCAUUGAGGAGUUUGCUCCAGCUCAGAACGUUGAUAUCAGUAAGAUGAGUGGACAGUGGUACUUGCUAAGUGUGGCGUCGAGAUGUAAGUACCUUUUAGAGCACGGUUAUAAGGUGGAGGGCACCGUCAUAACUCUGACUGCACCCGUCUCGCCCAAAGCCCCAAUCAAAGUGAGCACCUUCACCAAACACAAUUUUCAGUGUUGGGAGAUCAAACAGCAGUACGAGACCACAAAGAAUGUGGGCCAACUCCUACUGAAAGGAAAAAUACAAGCGGCGAACUCGGAGAUCCUCAUUGUAGACACAGACUACAACUCCUAUGCCAUUUUACUCUACAAGAGGAUGAAAAACCGUACCCUGAAACUCUAUGGACGCACCCCAGAGAUCGCCGAAGCGAUCGUGGAUAAAUUUGAGGACAUAGCGAGGAAACAGGACCUGGGCCUGGAUGUUGUUUUCCAGUUUCCCACGUACGGGUUUUGUCAGUCUGCGGACGAGGAGCACACGCUCGUAAUGACCUGAGCAGAACGGUCUUUCUGAGAGAGGUCUGUGGAGAUGACGGCUUCAUCUAUAACCAUGAGGAAAAAAUCUCAGACAUGUGGUUGAAAUAAUAAAGAUGAUCAAACUCA